Messenger RNA from Patiria miniata (bat star), 5763 nucleotides. It is a transcript of the gene fyco1, whose product is annotated as FYVE and coiled-coil domain-containing protein 1-like. The record is from RefSeq and is a predicted model, not a curated record. NCBI's taxonomy places the organism in Eukaryota, Metazoa, Echinodermata, Asteroidea, Valvatida, Asterinidae. The transcript is spliced from 19 exons. Gene Ontology annotation, biological process: positive regulation of autophagosome maturation; plus-end-directed vesicle transport along microtubule. Gene Ontology annotation, molecular function: metal ion binding. Gene Ontology annotation, cellular component: autophagosome; lysosome; late endosome. Bases 178 to 5034 code for a protein of 1618 amino acids.
CAUACUAAUAAUACUAAUAGUAAUAUCAAUUUUGCUGUGAUCUGAUAUGAUUCAGUGUAGUGCAUAGUGUGCAGAAAUGAAUAACAAACUACUUCCUUGCUUGGUCUUCUUGGUGUAAACUACUCAUCUCUAUAUCCGUGCGUGGAUCCAGACGUGCAGCAGCACUAAGGAGCAACCAUGGCGCAACCCAGGACUUACCCAAAGAUAGUUCAGGAUAUCACAGGAUGUAUUCAAGACUUGAAGAGAGACUACACGGACAACAAGCAACCAAUCACUGAUGAUUCUCUGGUGUUGCACAAGUUUUGUGCUAAGCUUGAAUACUUGCUCCAAAUUGAAAUGAAAGGUCGUACCAGCAUUCUUGGUGGGCGUCGUGAUUACUGGGAAUACUUCUAUAAAUGCCUGAGCAAAGUCAAAGGCUUGAACGACGGAUUGCGAUUCGUGCGAGCAAUGGCAGAGGUGAAAAGUUCACUGGGACGUGGUCGUGCUUUCAUUCGUUACAGUCUGGUUCACCAUAGGUUGGGUGACAGCAUGCAGCAGUGUGUUUCCAAUGUGAAGGUUACAAGCGACUGGUAUAGCCAAAUGGGUGUACUUCUGAACACCGUCCAUAGCUCCACUGUCAUCAAUGCCCUGUAUGAACUCAAUGAUAUCCAGUUUGACCUUUCGCCUACCGGUUACGACCUAGACACCGCCUGGCCAACGUUUGCCCGUAAGAGCUUCGGUGCAUCGGGUCUGUUUCUCUGGCAACCUCCGAGUAGAUCCACUAGUACCAGCAGCGUCAAUUCACAGCAAAGUACAAGCGACUCAUACCCUAACAGUCCCAUGAUCGAAUCACGACCUUCGAUUCUGGAGGACCAACUCACCCGCCUCCAGAGGGAAUUCGAAGAAUGCGAGCAGGUGAAUCGGCAGCUGCGACAACGAAUCGACCAGCUGGAACAGGACAAUGAAGAGCUCCACCAGAUGGCCCAGGAGACGGAGGAACGCAUGACAGCCUUCAGGAACAACUCAGAGAGAGAGACGGCCGAACUUCAGGAUCAGAUCGAGAGACUUGAAGAAGGAGUGAACUCAAAGGAGGAGGAGUUGUUUGGACUAGAAGCCAAGUGGAAAGACAAAGUCCAAGAAGCUGAGAAGACGGCAUCGGAUCUGUACACUCGCAUCGAGGUGCUGAACAAGCAGCAUGAGAGUAGAGACAGGAUGCUGACGGAGUCCGAGAGAGACCUCAGAGAGAAGCUUCAAGUCUCUGAGAGCUCGGUGAGCGAGUUAAAACAGCAGUUGAUUGCUCAUCAAGCUGACUUGGUGACCAGGACUGCAUCUGAGACGAGCGCCAAAGAGAAGGUCUUGGAACUGGAGAGCAAACUUGCCGAUGCUGAAAACAGAAACCUGGAGCUGAUUGGGAGGAUGGACAGUAUGGUUCAAAACAAAGAUAGGACAGUCUCCAGUCACUUUGAAUCAGCCAGCAAGGUCCAUGAGCUUCUGACGAGACUUGAAGGAGCAGAGACAGAGAAGCUGCAGCUUCAGGGUAUAAGAGAGGAACUGAUUCGUAAACUGGAGCUCCUUGAGAUGCGGCAAACAUCUGAAAAGGAAUCAAAUGGUGAGAGUGUUUCAGAAAAACAGUCAACACCACACCUUGAGGGAUAUCUUCAACAGAUUGAAGAACUUGAGAGUGCAAAACAGAAACUGGAGUCCCAGAAUUCAGAACUAAGUAAAAAAGUUCACAGUCUCGAGGUGGCCGUGCAGAAAAGCAUGACGGAAAAAAUAACCUCCGAGAAACAGAUGAAUGAAUUGAAGAGAACAUUGUCGAAUUUGGAGGAAAGCGAUUGGUUGUUGAGAGAAGAAAAGGAAGAAUUGCAAAGAAACAUUUCACUUGUUGAACAAGAAAGGGACGAGGCAGUUAAACAAGCAGCGUUUCUUGAAGAUGGAAACAGGAAACUUGUGGAGCUGGAAAAUCAUCUCAGAAAAAGUCAAGAACAAGUGGAGGCUUUGAAACAGGAAAAUUCAAAACUGUUGGAAUUGGAAUCAAGGCUCAGCCAGUUGAUGAAGGACCUGGAGAAUCAAGAGGAACCAUCGAGAUUACCUGAGCCAAUAACUGAUCCACAAGUUUGUUCCGAAGCUUAUCAAACAUCCGCUUCGGAUACCAGAGUAUCAGCAGAAUUACCUGUGGAUGGAUCCCUUGUUCAUUCCUUUCAACGUAAAAUAAAUAACAUUCUGGCUGACAAGGCAACAGGGUCUAGUAGUCUUCAGGUUGCUCAGAGAGAAGUCGCCGAUUUGAAAAUGCAAAAUGACGAGUUACUCAAGCAGCUGAGAAAAGUGAACGAAAAGCAGCAACAGGACGGUAAAGAGGUUUCUGGCCUGUGUGAGACCAUCACACGUCUCCAGGGUGAACUGGCCGAUGCCGGCUUCAGAUCUGAAUCGCAGAACCAAGUAUUAACGGGGAGAGAUGGAGAGCUGAAAAGCCUUGGUGAGCAGAUGAGCAGCUUACAGCACAGGGUUGCAGAUCUUAAAGAGAGUGUCGUGCAAAAGUCCUUGGAACUAGAAACCCACAAGCAGAAACUUGACCGAGCGAGUAACCAUGUAACGUCUUUGAAAGUGUCACUCGAGAAGACAAGGAGUGACAAAGAAGCUCUUGAGUGCAAGCUGGGUUCCACUGAGACUUCUUUUGAAAGUCUAAAGCACGAGCACGCGGCACUGCUCAGUGACAAACAGGAAUUGGAAAAAUACAAUCAAGAGAGCUCUGAAAACUUAGAGAGGCAAAAGCAGAUCAACAAAGACCUGGAGAACAUGCUGGAAGACACAAGGAGGUCGAUGGAAGAGAACGUAUCACUGGAGCAAGUCUUCGAAGACCGGAAGCAAAAAAUGAUCAAAGAGCACGAGGACAAGGUGGAGUUCCUGACGCACCAGUUCAACACGAUCCAAGAGGAGAUGGAGAAGGCUAAUGCUGAGAAGUCCAAAUUUGAGGAGGAGCACAAGGUGAUGUCAGCAGAGUUCCAGGAAAUGAAAGAGAAGCUGGAACUGAUGGAGACAGAGCGAAAUGAGAUCAAAAAGACAAACGACACAUUGAAUGCAGAGAUAGCUCGAGUGAACGAAGAAUCCGAUCUUGCCCACACUCAAAAGGAGGAGGCGUCUCUGAAACUAGAACAGCUGAGGUCAGAGAUGUUUGAAGCCCUGGAAGCAAACACGAGUAGGAUGCUGCGCUUGGAGAAUGCGCUACACGAUGCCCAGGCGGAGCGAGAUAAGGCUAAGGAACACGUCACUGUCCUGGAGACUGAGUUGACUGCAGCAGAGGAGAGUUUGUUACAGGCUAAGCAGAAAUGUGAGGAGAGCUCCCAGCAGCUGAAAAGCUUAGAGUGCGUCAUGCAGCAGGAGGUGUCUGCUCUCAAGUUCCAGCUGAGCUCAGAGGCCAUGGAGUACCAACAGGCCAUUCAGGGUUACAAGCAUAAGGAAGAAAAUCUUCAAGGAUUGCAGGAUCGAUGCAACGAGCAAGAAGAGAUAGUGGAGAGUCUGCAGACAGAACUGAACCUGGCAAGGGCACAGCUUGAACAACAACUGAAACAGUCCAAAGAAGCAGAGGAAACUGCUACCGAGAAACAGCUGGAGAACGUGGCCCUCCAUGAGGCUAUUGAGGAGAUGUCCAAAAAUAUGGAAGACCUACAAGUUCACAAGUUGAACUCUGAAGAGGAGCUAACAAAAUUAAGGCUGCACAGCCAAGGCAAGAAGACGUCGCUGGAAAGCAAGAUGGCUCAGUUAGAGAGUGACAACGUGGAACUCAAGAAACAGAUUAUCAAGCUCAUCAAAGAUAAAGACACGCUCUGGCAGUGGACUGACAAGCUUGAUCAUCAGCGCAAGGUGAAAGCAUCAGAGAGAUGGAUUGAAGAUAGCGAGGCCACAUAUUGCAUGCAGUGUCGUGUGGAGUUUUCUCUGAUGGUCCGACGUCACCACUGUCGCUUGUGCGGUCGUAUCUUCUGCGGCAAGUGUGCCAACUGCUACGUGUCUGCUGCACACAGCCGUAAGAAGUCGCGCGUCUGCGAGCAGUGCUUUGUCAUCCACCAGCACGCCAACGAGGCCGAGCAAGCGUCCAGUCCGAGCACGCUCAAACUGGACAGCGACGACGAUGAUGACGAAACAGAACGCGAGAACUUCGCCAGAGGUGGCAGGGCUGUCAUCAGUGGCUCCGACAGCCAGCUCAGCGAAGAUACGCUAUCCACGCCCACCACGGAGGCGGCGCCGUCUUCGUUCGAGGGCGCUGCAUCGGCAGACACGUCCCCGGAGCAUCAGGGUGCAGCAGCAGCAGUGAAAGACGAUGACUCCGCUUCGGUUGGGAAAGCGUCGCCAAGUGCUGGUCAAAAGUUGAAGCAAGCAGCCGGCCGUAGGAAAGGGGACGGCAUCCAAAUUGCUGGAAGCGAAUCCAGCUACUACUCAGAAACCGACCAGCCUGAGAAUCCAGUGAUUGUCUUGGACAGCCCACUGCCGCCGCGUCGUCGCACCCACCAGUCCGGUAGCGACGGGGAUGAACCGGACUUUGACCUGAUCAGCGAGGAAGAGAUCGUGGCCGCGAGGAACGAACCGGCACCCUCGGAGAGCCCCAGUAAUGGGGCGACGAGAGGUCAACGCGGGCUCGCUGAGAAAAGUACAUUCACUAGCCCCACCCUGCAUAUGAGUGAUUUGGAGGCGGGCAAUAAGGCCGACGAUGACAUCAUCAUCAAGGCCGGACACAGUUAUGCAGUGCCAAUACACCUUGACGCACCGGGGAUCAUCUUAUGCUGGGAAUUUGCAUCAGCUCCAAAGACGGUGUCUUUCAGUGUGACCUACCAACCAGCCGACCCCCCAUCGCCCACAGACGGGACCCAGGGUCAGCCAAGCCAGGUGGAUGAGCUCAUACCGCUCUGUAAAUGCAACUCACACAGACACGCCGUGCAGGGGGAACUGAUGGCUCGCAAAGCUGGCAUCUACACACUGCUGUUUGAUAAUAGUUUCUCCAGAUUCACUCAGAAGUCUGUGAAGUACAGCCUGCAGGUCAAGCGGCCCGAGGCGGCCUACUAGUCAAGUCCAGUUAGCCGGCUGAGAGCCACAUAAUACGCCAGGCACCCCCCCGACGAGCCAUUUUCCAAGAACUGCCAGAGUCUGUAGGUGACAUGGCCAUUGUGGUCUACAGACUCCGGGCUCAAGAACCCCCUCAAUGCUGGAGGGAGAGCCAGUUAAGGCCGGUUCCCGAAUGCAAAUGCGAACGUCAUGAAACAUUCCCUGCGAAAUUUUGCACAAGUUGCAAGUUCACACGACAAAAUGGCAUUUGCCUUUGCUUUCGCAUGGAGUAUGAACUGGUCACGCAGAUGUGGAUGCGAAGCGAAUUUGACGUCAGAGAACAUUUUCAACUUUUGCGAAUACUUGACGUGACAUCACAUAUGCUUCGCAUUUGCUUUUACGCUGAAUAACAAACCGGUCUUUAGGCAAUGCACUGCGAACGUACGCUUGACACUUAUUUAUGCAAAAAAAUUGUAUUCAUACAGAAGAGUUGAGAUUUUUUCACAGUAUUGGACAAAAUUGUAGAAACCAAAAAGGUUUUAAUAAUGGCAAUGCUCAACUAGUGUUCAUAUGACCCAAGUCACAUAUAGCUGUGCAGGGAAGAAAAUAAUUUUUCUCGUGAAACAGAAUACAGAACCAGAAAUUAAGUUAUAUAUUGUAAUAUAAGUGGUUACAGUUUCUGUGGAUAGAUCAUGUUUAAAAUAUGAAAAAGGAAGUUUAUGAAUGCAUGGUUACUUCGGCAGAGAGUGG